AUGGUUAUUCACACGUCGACACCAGUUGACAAGUUACAUCACGAGGACAGGGAUAUCAAGCCUGUGAUCCGUCGUACGGUCUUGGAUCAUGGCUCAAAACACCACAGUAUUUCAGGAGUUUCGGUGAAAGGAGAAUAUGGACCUAAUGAUGGCAUGAGAGGAAGUGAUAGUGGUUCACUGUGGGUCUACAAUCCUCUUCAACCAGUCAAAUCGCGCAAGUCUCAAGCAUACGAGCCCUUACUUCUUGAGAACGAGCGGGAGGCUGUUGCCGACCUCCUUCAGUAUCUCGAAAACCGAACAACUACGAAUUUCUUUACCGGCUCACCUCUAUCGGCCCUGACGACGUUGUCUUUCUCCGACAAUAUAGACCUACAGAGAAGUGCUGCUCUAGCAUUUGCAGAAAUCACAGAAAAAGAAGUUCGACAAGUUGGAAGGGAUACCUUAGACCCGCUCCUCUUUCUUCUGAGCAGUCAUGACACUGACGUUCAGCGUGCUGCGUCUGCUGCGUUGGUGGAAAACAAACUUCUCAUUGUCAAGCUGGGUGGACUGGAGCCUCUCAUCCGACAAAUGUUAAGCCCAAAUAUCGAAGUCCAGUGUAAUGCCGUUGACGAGAACAAAUCCAAGAUUGCGAGAUCUGGUGCUUUGGUCCCACUUACGCGUCUGGCACGCUCAAAAGAUAUGCGUGUACAGCGAAAUGCUACCGGAGCUCUAUUGAACAUGACCCAUUCCGACGAAAAUCGAAUUCAACUGGUGAAUGCGGGUGCCGUCCCUGUCUUGGUCAAUCUUUUGACUAGCCCGGAUACGGACGUACAAUACUACUGUACAACUGCUCUCAGCAACAUAGCUGUUGAUGCCCAAAACCGCCGCAAGCUCGCCGCCACCGAACCCAAGCUAGUACAAAGUCUGGUUGUGCUCAUGGACAGCCCAAGUCUAAAGGUGCAGUGCCAAGCGGCACUUGCAUUACGAAACCUAGCCAGUGAUGACAAAUAUCAAAUCGACAUCGUCAAAGCAGGCGGUCUUACACCCCUCUUACGAUUGCUCUGCUCGACUUACCUGCCCCUCAUACUAUCAGCUGCCGCAUGCGUUCGAAACGUUUCUAUUCAUCCUUCCAACGAAUCACCUAUCAUUGAGGCUGGAUUCUUGAACCCCCUCGUAGAGCUUUUGUCGUUUGAAGAAAACGAGGAGGUUCAGUGCCAUGCAAUCUCCACUCUACGUAACUUGGCCGCAUCUUCCGAGCGGAACAAGAUGCAAAUAGUACAAGCAGGUGCGGUGCAGAAAAUCAAGGAUCUCGUGAUGCAAGUACCCAUGAACGUGCAAAGUGAGAUGACAGCUUGUGUCGCGGUUUUGGCUCUAAGUGAGGAGCUAAAACCUCAGCUGCUAGAAAUGGGUAUUUGCGACGUGUUGAUCCCACUCACCAAUUCGCCGAGUAUUGAAGUGCAAGGUAACAGUGCGGCUGCAUUGGGUAACUUGACUUCUAAAGAUACACAUGUCAGUGAAGAGGACUACACCGCUUUCAACGACGUGUGGGAUAAGCCCGAAGGUGGCAUGCACGCCUACCUUCACCGAUUCCUCACGAGUUCGGAUCUUACUUUCCAGCAUAUCGCUGUUUGGACUAUUGUACAACUCCUGGAGUCGCGAGAACUUGCAGUUUCUCAGCCUUCUUCUCCGAAUACGUACAGCAGGACACAAAGUGAUUCUAUGUCAGAAGACGCCGAAGGCACUGGUCAAGAAGAAAUUACCCUCUUGGCAAAGAAAAUUAUGCAUUAUGUCAAUGGAGAGCUUGAUGCUGAAAUGUCGCCUCAAGGGGAUGGCCCAUACGUUGGCAGCGUCAGGAGCGGACGAAAUAUGGAUCAUCGAACCCAAACUCAUAGGGCUGCGGAAAGUGCAGCUUCAUCUGUUUCCCGACGGAUUACAGGUCAACUUCCCCGUGAAGAUGACGAGGCGAUGAAACCCGAUCCUUUCGUCUCUCCGCUCGUCUGUCGAUGUCACUUCUUUGGCCCGGUAACCAUCGGUAUUGGAUAUCUGAAGGUCGAUUUACCCUUGGCUUCAAAAUCAGCAGACCUUUCUAUGUUUAACUGUCAACUCUCUAUUCUGGCUUCUAUACCAGAGGUUUUCUAUAUCAAUGAAUGUUAUGUUUCAAUGUUUAGUAUACUUAGUCAUGCAAUAUACUCGGACUCGACACUUCCAUGGGAGAAUGCGAAAGGAGUUUGA
Acaulospora colombiana is the source of this 2211-nucleotide messenger RNA. NCBI's taxonomy places the organism in Eukaryota, Fungi, Glomeromycota, Glomeromycetes, Diversisporales, Acaulosporaceae. The record is from the annotation of a GenBank genome assembly.